Molecule: messenger RNA, 6155 nt
Organism: Closterium sp. NIES-67
Lineage: Eukaryota; Viridiplantae; Streptophyta; Zygnematophyceae; Desmidiales; Closteriaceae
Source: the annotation of a GenBank genome assembly
CUCACAUCCCACCUUUUCCACUACUCGCACUGCAAGUACAGAAAAUCUCCCGCAUUCAUUCCUCGCUCGCCGUCGUUACGCAGUCGCUGCUCCAGCCGCGAGAUCGUCUUGGUCUAGCUGGACUGGCAUAGCCACCAACCCGCAUUCCUCUAGCGACGACCAGGCCGACUGUGCGUCGCGACUGUGAACGAGCUAGGCCGCAGCCUCAGCAGCACCAGGGCCGCGAUGGCUGCUAAUAGUAGCAGCACUAAUAGUAGCGCGCGCAGUAGACACCUGCCUCAGGUAGGAUCGCGUCCUGUAGCCCUCUCCCACCGCCCUCGCAGACCUGCUUCGACACAGCACGUCCCCUCCGCUGGCCUCCCGCCACCAAGGCCUACCUUCCCCGCCCACGUCGUUACUAGUAGUAGUAGCGGUCAACGCUGUUCCUCACCCCGAUCUCCCUCAAUCCACGCCCAUAGAAGCUGUAGAAAAGCGCUCGGCAUUGGCGCUGGUGGGGCAUUUCCGCCGCUAGUACUGUAAGUAGAAGCCGCACCGUCUCACGCUGCAGCCGCACUACUAGUAUUACUUCUAGUACCUCUAGCCGUAGCGAAGUUAACGCUGUGUUGCGACUCGGAACCCUCUCUGCGCCGUUCCACUUCCAUCAUGGCGUCAUUCCCUCGCUCCCUCCCCGCCCUCCCCCCCUUCCUCUCGCUCCUCGCUCUCGUCGCCCUCCUCAGCCCGUGUCGCGCUUUCACAGUGGCGCCGGACCCCGGCGGGUGCGUGGUGGCCAUAGCGGACAGCGACCGCGACGCCAUGCGCGCGGUGUUCGCGGCGCUGCCCGCCGGACUCUUCUUCUGGCACGACGGCGUGGACGAGUCCGACUCCGCCUUCUUCGACGCGCACCGCAACGUCUCCUUCUGCUGCGUGCAUCCCCGUCCCGCGUCGUGCCGCUGCGGCAGCGCGAUCCGGUGCGCGCCCGACGGCCGCAUCACGCGCAUCUUCUCCGAUCCGAGCCGCUACGACAUGCCGGGACCCGCUGGGAAUUGGGGGGGAAGCUGCCCGCCCGGCGCGCUGUCGCCCGCCAUCGGGGACCUUGCGGAGCUCUCCUCGCUCGUCUUCCGCCACUCGUGCCUCGCCGGCGACCUGCCGGAUUCCGUCACGCGCCUCCAGAAGCUGACGGAACUCGACAUGCCCGAGAACGACUUCUCCGGCCCCAUCCCGCCCGGCCUCUUCCGCCUGCUGGCGCUGCGCCUCGUGGAUCUGACCGCCAUUGGCGGCGGCGGCGGCGGCCUGACGGGCUCCCUUCCUGAUGGCCCCGACGCGUUCCUGCCGUCGCUGGAGGCGGUUCUCCUCUCCAACAACACGCUUUCGGGGGACCUUCCGCAUGCUCUUCUCCGCGCGCCCGCGCUGCGCGAGGUGCGCCUGCAGGGCAACAACCUUACGGGGGAGCUCCCGGGGGAGGCGGGCGCAUACUCGCAGAGCAUCCAGGCGCUCUCCCUGCGCGGCAACAGCCUGUCCGGCGCCGUCCCUUCCGCCCUGGCGGAAAUGACCGCGCUCACGGAACUCGACCUGGGGAUGAACCGCCUGACGGGGUCGUUCCCGGGGAGCAUGGGCUCUCUCGCCUCCCUCGCGCACCUGGCGCUGGACCAGAACCGCCUGCAGGGCGACCUCACCGCGCUAACUGCUGCGGUUGACUCUAAUGCCUCUGCGCCUGCUGCUGCUGCUGCCGCCUCUGCUGGGCUGGGCGGGCUCUUCCCUCGUCUCACCUGGCUGGACGUCAGCAGCAACCAGCUCUCCGGCGAUGCGGCGGCGCUCGCCCCUCUCCCAUGGGGUCUCAGCUACUUGAACGCCUCGCGCAACAACCUCACAUGCGGCCCUGGCUGCAUGCUCUGGUCGCCACGGGUUGUGGACCUCUCCCACAACCGCAUCAGCGGCGCGCUGCAAGACAUCGUCAGCAACGCCACUUACCCAUCGGUGCUGCGGCUGGCGCACAACCAGCUGUCCGGAUCCAUCCCCGCAGGGCUGGUGGCGGCAGUGCGCCGGGAGCUGGACCUCUCUCACAACCUGCUCACCGGCACCAUUACCCAUCUCGCCGGCCCGCGGCGCAUUGACAUGUCCCACAACAACCUCACGGGGGACCUCCCGGGGGGCGCGGAGGCGUAUUCCUGGAGGCUCCGCGCGCUCUCCCUGCGCAGCAACAGCCUGGCCGGCGCCAUCCCCGCCACGCUGACCAUCAUGGCGUCUCUCACGCAUCUGGACCUCGGGAGCAACCAGCUGACCGGUGCUGUGCCCGCCGCGCUGAGCUCUCUGAAGCUGCUGGACGUGGCGCGGCUGGAUGGCAACGCGCUGACUGGGCCCUUCUGCCAGGCGCUGCUGCCCGCGCGCGAGCUGUGGGAGAACAGUCUGCACGGCUGCACGCUGCCCGCUCAGCUAAGGGUGCUCAGCGCGCCGCAUGCCGGGCUCAAGGGGAGCGUUCCGGCGGACCUGUUUCUGCAAGUGGAUGGGACCGGACGCAAAGCCAUGGGGUAUGAUGAUGCUGCAGGCAUGCAUGUCAACCUGAACCAGAACAGCCUCUCGGGCAGCUUGAAAGCUUUCUCGGUGAUCCGCCAGGGGAGCUUAGACCUGUCCCACAACAACUUCUCGGGCAGCAUUCCGGAAGCCUUUUUCAGCCCGCUGCUCCGUGCGGACGUGCGGUUCAACCAGCUUGCGGGGCCGCUGUUUGCUGCACGCAGGGACAAGCAUGCAACGUUCCGAGGCUAUGACAAUCCCGAGGACUGGGAGAGGCUGCGCAUGAGCAACAACGGCGCCGCCAUGGCGGGUGCUGUCGGCGCGGGGUUCCUACCAGCGCCGUCUCCCGGCGUGCAGGCCUCUGCUGCCGAGACGGCUGUGCUGCUGGCCGUGCGAGACGCACUCCUCGGCGGCGCAGGAGGAAGAGCAGCGGGGGGAGCAGACGGGGCAGCAGCUGGGGCAGCAGUGGCGGAUGGCGGAAACAGCUCGUGGGCGGCGCUGCUGAGCAGUUGGGGAGAGAGUAGCAGCAGCGCGUGUGCGUGGUACGGCGUGGGGUGCACGGCAGACGGCCACGUGGACACCCUGCACCUGCUGGGCGACCAAACUGUCACCCUGCACGCCCCCUUCGUGCCGGACUCGCCAGAGUGCGACUUCGAUGCAUACGGAGACAGGUCAUGCGUGCACGACUCUCUGUCCUCUCCUCCCCCUGUGCCCUUUUUCCUCAAGGGCUUGCCUGGGGGAAAUGGUCUGAGCGGGUCGCUUUCGGCAGCGUUGGGGCAGCUGACCCGGCUGACCUCGCUGCGCAUCUCCCACCACACGCUCUCCGGCUCCCUCCCCGCCUCCCUCUCCCUCCUCUCCCGCCUCGUCUCCCUCGACCUCAGCUCCAACCGCCACCUCUCUGGCGCCAUUCCCCCCGCCCUCUACGCCCUGUCCUCGUUACAAGAGCUCAACCUCCGGGAAAACAACCUCACAGGGGCGUGCAUCCCAGACAACAGCUCUUUGAUAUUGUCACCCUCGCUAGAAUCACUGGACGUGGGCAUGAACACUUUAUCUGGCCCCAUUCCUGCCAGCAUAGGCAGUCUGACGUCGCUCUGCCACCUGGCUCUGGACCACAACCGGCUGCAGGGCAGCAUGCCAGGGCAGCUUGGCGCGCUGUGGAUGCUGAGGGACCUGCAGCUGCAGGGGAACGCCCUGCAGGGAGACAUCUCCACCCUCGCUACUGCCGCCGGCCCAGCUGCUGAAGCUACCGCUGCUGCCUCUGCCGCCUCUGCCGCCUCUGCUGCCUCCGCUGCCUCCAGUGCGCCUGUCUUGUGGGGCCUAGGUGGGGUGUUCCCUCUGCUGACCUCACUGGACGUCAGCAGCAACCAGCUCUCGGGCGAUGUGGGCACACUCGCCACUUAUAACGACCCCCCCCCGUCCCCAAUGCACCUAAGCUUCCUCAACGCCUCGCACAACAACCUCUCCUGCAGCCCCUACCGCUAUCUCUGGACAGCAGCAGUCAUCGAUCUCUCCCACAACCGCAUCAGUGAGCCGCUGGAAGACCUCGUCUAUGGCCUUGACUUUUCCAUGACUGUGUUGCGCCUGUCCCACAACCAGAUGCCCGGAGACAUCUACGGAAGGCUGUUUGAAGCUGUCAGCGAGGAGCUGGACCUCUCACACAACCUUCUCACCGGCUUGCUACCCGAGCCCUACUUUCCACCCUACCUUCGCUCACAGCCGGUGACUGUCCCUGGCUCGAUCAACGUAGCCCACAACCAGCUGUCAGGACCCAUCCCUGCAUUGCUGCUCGAGCGCGUAACCGGAGAGCUUGACCUCUCCCACAAUCUGCUCAACGGCACGCUGCCCCCGCUGAACGGAACCCUGAGAGCCAUCAACCUGGCCCACAACCAGCUUGGGGGUGCCAUUCCUGUGCUCAGCACCCACCUGCAACGCUGUGACCUCUCCCACAACCAGCUGGAAGGGGGGAUUCCAGAGGCCCACCAGGGGCUGCAGCACCUGAAUUUGAGCUGGAACAGAUUGAGCAGCAUCGGUGCCUUGCAGGCGGUUAGCUUGAGCGCUCUGGACGUGUCUCACAACGCCAUAACUGGGGCCCUGCCUGCUUUAGGAGAGAGCAGUGGGAUCACGAGACUCACCUAUCUGGACCUCUCCUUCAACGCUUUCAACGGCACCAUCGUUCUCGAAAAGCACCUCCCGUUUGCACCACAAGCUUCAGGCACAUGCAGUGCGGUGCAGAGUGGUGCAGAGGUUUGGCUGGGCCACAAUGCGCUGACUGGGAGUGUUCCUGGGUCUGUCUUCUCCUCCUGCCUCGCCCUGCUCGACCUCUCCCAUAACCAGCUCUCCGGCCCCAUCCCUGAACCAACCCAGGGGAGCAGCCAGAGCUCGCCCCUACUCCCUCUCUCCCACCUGGACCUCUCCUAUAAUCAGCUCGCGGGAAACAUCUCUAGCGCUCUGGUCACCAGUCUCACUGCCCUGACCCACUUAAACCUCUCCCACAACCAGCUCUCCGGCCCCAUUCCAAUUCCACCACAAGGCACCUCACAGAAGUCCUCCGUUUUCCCUCUCUCUCUCUUGGACCUCUCUUCUAAUCGGCUCACAGGGAACAUCUCCAAUGCCCUACUUGUCAGCUUUACUGCUCUGACCCACUUGAACCUCUCUCACAACCAGCUCUCUGGCCCCAUCCCAAACCCACCCCAGGGGAGCAGCCAGAGCUCGCCCCUUCUCCCUCUCUCCCAGCUGGACCUCUCCUAUAAUCUCCUCUCCGGCGCCAUUCCCCCUCUCCUCGCGUCCUCCCUCUCCUCCCUCGCGCACCUCUCCCUGCGCAGCAACCUGCUGUCGGGCUCGCUGCCCCUCUCUCUCACCCUCGCCCCCGCGCUCACCCACCUGGACCUCUCUCGCAACAAGCUUAAGGGCUCCCUGCCUGCCUUGUGCAGGGGCCAUCAGCGCCUCGCCACUCUGCUCCUCUCCUCCAACGCAUUCUCCGGCCCCCUCUCCUCCCUCCUCUUCCCCUCCUCCCCCUGCACCUCCUCCCUUCUCUCUCUUAACAUCUCCAGCAACCAGCUCUCAGGCUCGCUCCCCUCCUCCCUCUCGCGCUUCACAGCACUGCACUCGUUGGUAGCGGCACGCAACCGCAUGAGCGGCAGCAUCCCUGCAGGCGUGGCAUCUCUGAAGGCCCUGCAAGCCCUGGACCUGUCGUGGAACGGACUGUCAGGAGCCAUCCCUGCGCUGCUGCGGGCGGCAGCCCCCUCCCUGCACGUGCAGCUGGCUGGCAACGCCCUCUCCGGCUCUGUUCCCCAGCCCCUCUCCGACCUGCCCCUGUCCUGCUUCCGCCCCGGCAACCCCAAGCUUUGUGGGAAACCGCUCCUUGCCUGCAAGAAGUCCAAGCCCAGGAAGGUCCGCUGGUAGGGCGUGGGGAUGGGAGGGCGGGGGGACCAUGUGCUGAUUGCAAGAGCCUGGCUCAGUGGCCGGUGUAGAAUCCCAUCCAAAGCCACAGUACUCUCAUGGUAUCUUGUACGAACAGGGCGAGUGCAUCGAUUGGUUUCUGCAGGCGAGAACUGAUACGGGUUAUCAGUAGAGGAAUCCCCGCCCCAAUUUCUCGUGUUGUGGCUGCCACGAUUCGGUCUGCAUCUAGUUAUUCACAGCAUUGACAUCUGCUUGACAAAACAUCACAA